Messenger RNA from Nymphalis io (European peacock), 3538 nucleotides. RefSeq lists its product as uncharacterized. The record is from RefSeq and is a predicted model, not a curated record. The transcript has 7 exons. Bases 305 to 2053 code for a protein of 582 amino acids. NCBI's taxonomy places the organism in Eukaryota, Metazoa, Arthropoda, Insecta, Lepidoptera, Nymphalidae.
CUGCCGCAAAUGAGUUGUGGAUCUAGGUGUGAUGUCAGCUUUAAAAUGUCGAAUUGGAUCAAUAGUAACAAAACAAAUAUCAAUUUGUUUAGUACCAAGUUUUAUUAUUAAAGCCAAAAUUAUUUACUAAGCCUGUUAUAAAUGUUAAUGUUUUUCCUUAACUUAUGUAUAGUUUACAGUAUUUUAUAAAAUGUUUAUUUACAUAUAAUGCGUACUGGUUGAAAUCUACACUAGUUCGAUAUGAGAUAUCGUUUUGACACUUAUGAGUGGUAUUAUAUGAACUUACUCUACAAUUAUCGUAAAAAUGGCUUCCAUAGAGGAUAAAUAUAAAAUAUCUGAUUGUUCUCCCGUUAAAAAAUAUAAAGAAGAUCGAUUGAGCAGCCACAGGAAAAACUUUCAUAGAGCGUGUAAGCUAGAAUCUGAAAAAGCCUAUCUGAAUUAUACGGAACGUUUGCAAAUGAUGUUUAUACCUAAUUGUUCAACAGUAUCAAAUUGCAAACACGUUUCUAGAAAAAAAUUUCAGAUACGUAGAAUUGCACCCAGAGUCAUAAAUUCAAUUCAAAUGGAAUUGUCUGGAAAUAUGUGGUAUGAAGCUUUGGAAAUAAGUUAUUUAUGUAUAACUCCGAAGCAAUGUCUCACUGUGAAUGUUCUUAAAGACAUUGUGGAAAUCAUGUUGAACGCACAUGAGGAUGUGUCUUCCAAGUACAGCAUUACUCAUAUCAUAAGCAAAUGUGAACAAGUUCUAGCACUACACUUUCGAAUGCACCCUCCUUGUGGCUUGCACAAUGAAGUAUUAUACCUCUACAACAGUUUUUUGAUGGAUCCAAUGAUAGCAUCUAAUAAAAAUGACAAAAAACAUUCAACAAGGAAUGACUAUGGCUGUGAUAAAGGAAUUAUACAAUACUGUUUUAAUAGAUUAGAGAGUGAAAUAAGUUCUAAAAGCCAAGAUGGCCCUUUGAUUAACAAAGAUCAAAUAAUCCCAGAAAAUUUAAAAGAUAGUCUUCAGGGAUUGCAUUUUGAAAAAGAACAAUUGGAAAUAUAUGAAUUAUUAGAAAGAACAGACAGAAUAGAUAGAUUGAUUGCAGUUUUACGUAGCACAAUAGAAUUGUUACAAUUUAAUCUUUAUAUCUUAAAGUCAAGGCAAUUAAGACAAAAAAUGCUAAUGCAUAAGUUAUUUUUGCCCAUUGAGACGCAAUAUAAAGUUCCAAUAAUAUCUAAGCAAAUAAUUAAAUUAUUUGCAUAUUUUGUGCACCUUGACUACCCUGCAGAACAUGUUAAAAUUAUGAGUAUUUGGUUAAAUAUUGCGGUGGAAGCUCAUAUCAGCUAUGACUUUAACAGCUGUAGUAACUAUCCAAAUCUUGGACUAUAUGGAAAUGGCUUUGCAAACGAAUUUUAUAACACAAUCUCAGAUCUUCCACAUGAGUCAAUUAUCAAGAUUCUGGAUAAAAUAAAACCUAACUAUAUGAAGUGCACAGUAGGUCUUAUAUAUUGUAAUAGUUGUCUUAGCUAUGAUGAAGAAAAUAUAAUAAAUGUUUUGAUAAAAUUUUUAGAAACGACGAAAUGGAAUGAUUUCCCAAAAAAUGAUUCUGUAAAAUUACUAAAAAAAAUAAGUGAGAAAGCUGAAAUCCUACCAUCAAAUAUAAUUAAUCAUCUAUCUAAAAUUUGUAAAAAUGUACCCAGCAAGUCUAACAACAAUAUGACUUAUCCCAAAUUUCACUCUAAUGGUGAACGUGAAAUUAACCAAGACAUUAUUAUAAAUGCGUUGUACAUAAGUCUCGAAGCUUACCUAGAGUCAUACAAUGUUAAAAAUGUUAAUGUAACUUUAGAAAAAAUUAAUAAUUCUGAAAUUGUGUCAGAGGGAACAACAUCUGCGUAUACCGCUAAUGCAGAUCUCUUUAAAGUCUAUACUAAUAUUUAUCACUUGUUACCAAAGCUUAUCUUAAUUUUAAAUGAUUUAAAAAAAGACAAACAAUUACCAAAAAUUUUUAAAGUUUUUGAAAAACUUAAAUUAGAUGAAUAUAUUAUAAAUGAACUUAAAUUAGUAAGUAAAUAGUUUUUAAACCUAUUAGGUACACAUUUAGGUAAAUUUUAAAAAUUAAAUUUUAUGAGGAUUUUUCAUCAUCGUCAUAGUAAAAUCUAAGUCGCCCCUUGUCAGUCGAUAGUAAUUUUUUUAUUGUUUUUUAUUGUGUUUACUUAACUUUGAUAAGGUAAAUAAGAUGAUGUUAACCCAUAAUGUAUUAAAAUGGAAAUAAUUAUUUUUAAUAUUAUAUUUUUUACAUUUACAAUUAAAUUUAUACUAUCAAUGUUUAUGGGUGUUUUCUUAAGCCUUAUAUUAAAUAUGACGAAGCAUGGUGCGCCAUCUUGUUUAUUUUUUGUCGGAAAAGAGCAUCAAGAGUAUUACGACAGCGCUUAAUUCAAUUCAAGUUCGAUCUUGAUGAUAUAGAAAGAUGUGUGACGUCACUAAGAUUAUUGUGCAGAAGAAAGACCUAUCUAAAUCUACAUCUUCAGGUGUAGAUUGGCUCAUUGCUGUCACAUGUGCUAAAAGAUGUUGCUACCUGCUUGACAAAGUUGAAUCAUAACUUAGAACAUUGUGACACUGACUUUGUUAGUUAGAUUUUCCGAGCCCAAACUGAUUCAAGAUUACUUUGACGAUAUAUUAGGAUUUUAGAUAGGAAUAAAAAAAACAGUAUCUAAGUCUGCAAUGCGUCUGUGGAGUUUAAUAGAGCUAAUAUCUAAAACCGAGUUAAGAGGAGGUAACAACUGGAUUUGUUAUGUCAGUGCCGUGUCAUAAAAAUAGUUUAAUACGUAGAAAACUGUCUGGAUAUGUUGUGCCACCAGAGCGCAGUUGUUCCGGAUUAUUGGAAAUGUUUCACGGAAGCGCUGGCUAGAUGUCAGCAACGGAUAUGGAGAGCCAGAUUUUAAAAAGCCUAAGACAAUGGAAGUGAGAUCCUCUGGGAAAUGUCAUUGGUUUAAAUUAGCCGGACAAAGACAAGCUGAUUACAAAAGGAGUAAAAGAGCAUUUAAGCUAAAGCAGACACGUCCAGUUCAAUUCGUAAUCAUAAUAAGAUGACUAUUUGUUAUACUUGUGGAAAUCAAGGUCACGUAACACCUUCGUGUCCAAACCGGAAAACUGGUAGAGGAGCCAUAAUCAAAGAGUUAGUCUCUGAGAAUCAACCAUCGAGAGCUUGCCUCGGAGACAUCUUCCGGUACAAAUGUCAGUAACUUCUUAUAUACAAGAAGAGCACAACUAUUGCAUUAUUAGAAGAACAUGUAUACAACACAUCACAGAAGAUAAUCAUUUACAAAAUAAGCAAAGUGCUGAAGGUUCACAACAAGGAAAUUAUUUAUGCAGAUGGGUCUUAACAAAAUGUUCGCGAAUUCCUAAAUCUUGUAAAUAAUGUAAAUUUGAUUUAUGUGGCAAUAAAAAUACAUUAAACUGUGCUUUUAUCAGACCUAAAGAAUAUAAUAAGUCCACGUGGUUGUGUUAUCCAUCAGAUAACCUAGUCUUUUGUUUAACAGGUAUACAAAAUAUAUAUAA